AUUACGAAAUCUUUGUACGAAAAUUUUAUGCCAUCGGACAUGUUUUAAAACAUUUACUUAUUCAAUAUUUAAUAUUGAAAAACACUUAUUAUUUGGGGCAUUUAUUUGAACAACAUCUGAUUUGUACUACUGGGUCACUGUUUAAGAAGGAUACGUGCAGUCACAUUCAAUACACACUAUCAAAGGAACCAGGAUUACACCGAAUUAUGCUUACUCAAGUUGACGAAAGUGCGCAGAGCACAAGAUCAAUUGAAGCUACCAAAAGAUGUAUCCGCAUCACAGUGAUAGCCACACGAAUACUAGCUUUCCUCAGUAUUGUUUUUUCUACCUUGGCCUUUGUUAUGGUGGGCAUUAUUUUUGGAUUCUUCAUGAUGGCCACAGCAACUUUUAGUGUUUUAAGCCCAUUAAACUUCAGCUGUUUCUGCUAUCGAGAUUGUUCCAGAUACACAAAGAUUGAGAAAGCAAUCGGACAUUGGAGUGUCUAUUUGUGGAUGUUCAUCAGCAACAUGUGCUACGCCAUCAUGUUUGGGUACAGCUGGUAUAUUUGGGCAGAAUUAAGAGAAUACUACUAUAAUGACGUGCAUAACUAUUACUUCUUUAACGUCGACGAAUACAACAGCAUGGCUUUAUUGGACACAGUAUUUGCAUUUACGCUGAUCAUUACGUUCUUCCUUUCGAUGUUGAACCUUUACUCAUUUAGUCUUGUCUACAAGUACGGCUGUUGCUUCAUGAAUGAAGUCGAUAGGGACCACUCUCAGCAAAGCGUUGAAACGGCGGUCGUGAUGAAUAAAGAGAUAUCUACAAUCGGAGGCGGUCUUCCGGUUAACGGUUUGCAGUUCAUAGAUACUACAGUGGGUUCUCAGCAACCGUCUACUUACCCUGAGACACAGUAGCCUCAAUACCAGCCGUAUCUUGCCGGACCUUCUCAGCAAGUUAUUGGUGUUACAAGUGACUCGGCAGGCUCGACUUGGCGGCAACGAGUGGUCAGCCUGUCCGUCUUCUACCAUACGCUGAUGCCACUCCAAAUGUGAAACCAAAUUACAGUGAUCGAAUCAAAAACAUGUUAUUGCCAAACAUAUUAGUGAACAGAUAUACUUCACCAACAUGCAUAAAAACGCCUUUGUCGUAAGUAUUUCACAAGUGAAAAAGCAACAACUGUAAACAUAAUUGGAUUCUUGAUAGUAUUGUUCAUCCCGAUUUUAAUGGUGAUGUUUUAAAGAAAAUUCGUAAAAUUAAAAUGGUUCCAGCAGGUAGUUGGGCAGAUAGACUCAAUGAAUUACUUGGAUUUUAUUUAAACCGUGGAUAUAAAGGCAAACUUUUGAAGAGCACUUGCCUUCUAGUUAUUGAAGAUGAAUUCCUGAAACAAAAUAUAGGGUUGAAUAUAGCAUCCUUACAUAACUAAGCUUUCAGUACUUUGAUUUUAUGAUGAUUGUGCUAAUUCAUGUUAUCUUUAAAACCUUUUUUGGCUAAAACAUUUUUGGCUGACUCGGAGUGUUUUGCAUGUGACUUCAUUUUCUUCAAAUAUUUUACAUUUUCAAAUCAUUUGGAAAGAAAGAUUAGCUAAUAAAUGUCGCUGUUUUAUUUAAUGAUGUUUUUUUUUAUUUGUUCCAAGUUUUAGUACAAUGGUGCUUUUAUUAUGCAACUCUGUGAUCACACAGUUUUAAAUCUUUUAUUUUAUAAGGCAGACUGUGUGUGAUAUUCAUAGUUUCAAACAAUGACUGCAUCGUAUCUUUGAAAAAAAAAUUGCAUUAGGUACUCUGAAUUGUAUUCCACCGUCUGCAGAUAGAGUUGAGAUCCCUAAUGAUAGAAGUACUUGGGGUUUACCUAAAAUUUUAUUAUCAUUUGUUUUAUCGUUAAGUUUCCUCAAGUGAAUGCAUACUUUGAUAAGAUUUACCUUUUGCGUUUUAUCUUUAUUUAGGAUUGUUGGGAUAAGAGUGAAAUUUGUGCACUUAAACUGGUUUAAACCCCCAGUAAAUUUACAUUUUACUGACCGUUCCAAGGCGGUAUCUAACAAUCCUUGAUAAACACCCCUAGUUAUUGUUAUUUUUAUAGAGAAUAUAUGUACUGAAUUGUUUGUUGAGGUUUUUUUGCUGUUGUUCCAUCUUUCUCGUUAAUUUAUGAUUUUUUGUUUUUGCAUUCAGAUAGAGACAAACAUUAUGCGCCUACAAGUUAAGAUAAUUAAGCCAUUUCUAUGAAUAGGCUUCUUUAA
Mya arenaria is the source of this 2209-nucleotide messenger RNA. RefSeq lists its product as uncharacterized. NCBI's taxonomy places the organism in Eukaryota, Metazoa, Mollusca, Bivalvia, Myida, Myidae. The transcript is spliced from 5 exons. The record is from RefSeq and is a predicted model, not a curated record. The coding region runs from base 207 to 893 and encodes 228 amino acids.